CUAUACGAGCUCAUUUGCCUUUGCACGUAACUGUGGAUCAUAUGUCAGUCUGCAGCUCCCCACCGAUGAUGCAAGUGGCAUACAAAGCUGUAGCCCGAAAGUACUGGUUCUGAUUGUUGGCGCUUCACCCAAGUGCCGAGCCCAACGGGUGCCUCGCGUAUGAGCGGCAGGAUUUCUUUAAUAACCAUGACAGUGGUUCGACAUGUAUAAGACAAGAUGGGUAUUUAUACCUUCUCCGAAGACUGUGUGAUUGGGGACUUGAGGCUCUGUCGGCUGCGUUCGUACUACUCUGGCCCCUGACCGCUCAUGAUGAUCACGUCCCCACCGUAUCUGCUUCUUGCAGUUGCCGCUGCGCCCGUCGUCAGUGCGUUGGCCGUCUCGACCCCCGGGUCGGUUGCCUGUGCAAAUAUCACCUCGUCGCUCGGCAGUAGCAAGGUCGUGUCGACUUCCUUGAACCCCAAGUACGUCGCCACAACGCAAGACUAUUGGAACGCACGCCAGAGCGCGUACGAUCCUACCUGCAUCGUGUAUGCGGAGUCGGCACAGGAUGUCUCGAUCUCUCUUGAGGCCAUCAAGUCAGCAGGCUCGAGAUUCGCCAUCAAGGCCGGCGGACACAAUCCAAACACCUUCUUCUCGUCCGUCGAUAGUGGUGUCUUGAUUAGCCUGGAACAGAUGACUGGAAAGUCCUACGAUGCCACCUCCACGCUUGCGACUUAUGAGCCCGGAAGCAAUUGGGGUGACCUGUACGAGUACUACCAGCCCCUAGGCAGGACGGUGAUGGGCGGCAGGUUGGCGGGCGUUGGCACGGGCUUGGCGUUGGGCGGCGGUCUCAGCUACCUGUCGCCUCAGUAUGGCAUUGCCUGCGACUCUUUCCGGGAGCUUGAGGUUGUUCUUCCGAGCGGUGACGUUGUCAUUGCUUCGAACACGUCGAACCCCGAUCUCUUUCUCGGGCUGCGCGGUGGUGGCGGUAACGCAUAUGGCGUUGUCACAAAGUACACCGUGCAGACUCGCCCUAUCGGAAAUUUCUACGCUGGAAACAUCGUGUAUUUGUUUGAUUACUGCGACGAGGUGCUGGAGGCAAUACAUGACUUCAUCGCGUACAACACCGACUCUAAAGCGACGAUAUUGCCGACAUACGAGAAAUUGUCAACACCCGAUCUCACAUUGAACCUGGACCAGGCUAUCGUUCUGUUCCUUGUAUACGAUGGUGAGGACCCAGGAACAGCCUUUGACAACUUCACCAGCAUACCGCACCUGAUCGAUACCCGCUCGAUCAAGUCUUACACAGAAGUGGCCAACAUGCCGCUGCCAUUCACGGCGGAUCUGACCAGGGCCGACAACGUCUUCCGAUCCGGCGUGCACCACAUCGAGGACAACAGCUACCGGACGGCGCUCGAGACUUGGCGGACCUGGGCCGAUACCAACAAGGGCAGCUACAUACACACCGGGCUGUACAUGUACCCGGUCGCGCGCAGCCUGACAGAUGGGAGCAAUGCCAACGGCGGCAACGCAAUGCAGCUGCCCGAUGGUCCCUGGUUCUGGACGGCCUACGACAUCGCCACCCCGCCGCUGCUGCUCGACUCGGUCUACGACGCCAUCCAGGAAAGCUUCCGGAAGAUGGUGGCGGCCACGCCCGAUGCGCCGGAUUUACCAUUGUUCUUGAACGAGGCAGCCAAGGACCAGAACCCGUUGGCCACGUUCGGCAGCUUCGCUGAGUUGCAGAAGAUCAAGAGCAAGUAUGAUCCGGAUGGGUUCUUUGCUGGUAAGACGGGUGGCUGGUCAUUUGCAUGAGUGUUAUGGAUUCUGAUAAUAAAAUGGUAGUCGUAAGGGUUAUAGUGUUCUUAAUAUCGGCGAUGCUGUGGACCUAGAGAAAUGCGCAACAGUACACAGUUGAAACCCUCACGUGUCAACCUUUGUUAACAGAAUCAACGUGCGCGGUGGAUUGCUAGUGCCGAAGGUGUAAUUAACGUUAGCAAAAAUACAUAAUGUUAUUUUGCCUGUGCUAACGUGCCGUUAAUGUUAGUCCCCUCCUUUCAAUAUCGGCCCUCAAAGAAUCAAUAAAUAAUGC
Messenger RNA from Truncatella angustata, 2068 nucleotides. RefSeq lists its product as uncharacterized. The transcript has a single exon. The coding region runs from base 307 to 1791 and encodes 494 amino acids. NCBI's taxonomy places the organism in Eukaryota, Fungi, Ascomycota, Sordariomycetes, Amphisphaeriales, Sporocadaceae. Gene Ontology annotation, molecular function: FAD binding. The record is from RefSeq and is a predicted model, not a curated record.